Molecule: messenger RNA, 492 nt
Organism: Parathielavia appendiculata
Lineage: Eukaryota; Fungi; Ascomycota; Sordariomycetes; Sordariales; Chaetomiaceae
Exons: 3
Coding region: 1-492 (163 amino acids)
Source: RefSeq, a predicted model, not a curated record
AUGAAGGCCAUUCUGCUCCCGCUCGCUGUCCUGGCGUCGUGCGCCAUGGCCCAGACGACGACUGGCUGCGCCGCCAAUUACAUCGUCGAGGCCUGCCUCAGCUCCGAGAACGCCAAGCUCAAUUCCUGCGGAAGAGAGGAGUGGGAGUGCUUGUGCCAGCAGUGGAAGAACAUCAUCACCUGCUACAACAACUGCCCCAACGACCCCCGGCAGCACGAGAGCGCCGGCCAGCGCGACAUCUUCUGCGGUUACGCCAGCCAGUACUCCUCGAGCACGACGAAGGCGUCCCAGUUGGCGACGGCGUCGACAACGGCGGCCGCGGAGAGCACGCAGGACACCGAGCAAAACUCGGCGACGCGCACCGGCUCGCAGAGCGGCACCGCCACCAGCACCGGCAGCAAUGCCGCCAACACCAACAGCGCCGCCUACCUCGCCCUUAACGCAGGCGGUGUCCUGGCCGCUGUUGCCGGCGUCGUUGCCGUUGUGCUUUAA